CAAACUGCCAUCCGGGCGCAGAUGGAUUCUACCGUCAUUUCCCACCUCUUAUCUUUCUGCAGCAUCUGUAAACCUUCACCUUGCGUCGGUACGCUGUCAUGAGUGUAACUUGAUUUGAUGCUCUUGUUGUCGAUGGUCUACUACCACCUUGCCUUUCAGUCUCUCCAUACGUAGUCCCUCGUCACAUUUGAGCUGCAUCACGGGCGCAAUCCGAAUCUCUAUGCUUUCCGUCGUCCCAUUGAGUUGAGCUCUAGGACUUCCGUUCACCAGGAUGUCCUACCAAUCGUUCCUGAGAGCGACUUCCAAUUCCAAUCCCGGUGUCAAGACCCCUUCACCAAAUUCAGUCCACCGGAAGCCUGCCGCAACACCGAGUCCAGCACCUCCAUCUAUAUCGUCGUCUGUACAUACGACUAUAACCCACAAUCACUCUCCAAGCACCGCCUCCAAUGGCCCAUAUACUCCUGUCUCUUCUGCUCCUUCACCAACCUCCACCUCCAGACCGCGGACGCAAUCCGCCGCAGGCGCUCCCACAGCUCAGCCAGCUCAACCACAGCUUACACCUUUGACAAAAGCACAAGUUGAUGCCGGCUUGAAAGCCUGUCUAGAUCUGCAGAAUACCGCCACAAGAUUUCACGAAAAGCGGCCAUUCGCGGCUCUGCUGCUAGCGCCUGACAAUACCACGAUCCUGCUAACGCACUACUCCAUCUCCCACGUCCAACACGCAGAGACCGAGCUUGCGCGGCUGGCAUCUAUACACUUCUCGCAGAGGUACUUGGCUGCGUGCACUCUGGUCUCAACGUGGGAGCCCUGCGCAAUGUGCACGGGCACGUUGUAUUGGAGCAAUAUUGGGCGGCUUGUCUAUGCGGCCAGCGAGGAGAAACUCAAUGAGCUGACUGGCGGGAACAACAAUGAAAACAUGACCAUGUCCCUGCCUUGUCGGAAUGUGCUGAAAGCCGGCCAGAAAGAUGUCGAAGUUAUCGGGCCCGUCAGUGGUUGGGAGGAAAAGGUCGUUGAGGAGAGUGGUAAGUGGUGGAAAGAGCAUCAGUCUACCGAGUCUCAACCGGGAUUGCGAGAAGGCAGUGUCAACGGAAGCGAAAAGCCCAACAGUCUUUCGAGUAUGCGUCAAGCGACGCCGACCACUUGGACAGGCGAAGAGAGCGUCCUGAGCAGGAUCGACGACGAGGGAGAGUAUAAGGCUGACCUCGACAUCGACUGGAUGAGGUAGGAUGGUGGGGCAGGUCGUGCCAGACUCCCUGCGUGAGCUUUGCAGUGACUAUAUCACUCCUAUGGUGGUGGCCAACCAAGUCAAGAGACCUUGAUGCUGGCGGCUACCAGGUGGAUUAUGUAGACUCAUGUACUGCUCAGUGGGUACCUUUGCCAGUGUUCGAGCAUAUCAACUUAUC
This is a messenger RNA of Exophiala xenobiotica, 1403 nucleotides long. RefSeq lists its product as uncharacterized. Bases 272 to 1225 code for a protein of 317 amino acids. The record is from RefSeq and is a predicted model, not a curated record. Lineage: Eukaryota; Fungi; Ascomycota; Eurotiomycetes; Chaetothyriales; Herpotrichiellaceae. The transcript has a single exon. Gene Ontology annotation, molecular function: guanosine deaminase activity. Gene Ontology annotation, biological process: purine nucleoside catabolic process.